This is a messenger RNA of Dacryopinax primogenitus, 1356 nucleotides long. Its product is annotated as NADP-binding protein. NCBI's taxonomy places the organism in Eukaryota, Fungi, Basidiomycota, Dacrymycetes, Dacrymycetales, Dacrymycetaceae. Bases 255 to 1208 code for a protein of 317 amino acids. The record is from RefSeq and is a predicted model, not a curated record. The transcript has 4 exons.
GGUGAUUUGCUUUUCUCGCAGUUGGGAGGGGAGGCGUAACUCUGGGUUUGUGCCGGCUGUUUUGGGUGGAUUGCUGGAUCUACGCGCUCGCCAUGGUCUUCCUACCGUGGAAUUCGGGGCGUGGAGCCUGCUCUGGGAGGAUAAAAGACAGUCAACAUGCGCUCUAUGUACAUCUCAUCCUCACCUCCGGCUCUUUCUCUGCUAUUUAUCCUCUUGCCAAGACUCUUGAAACCCUCGCUUGACUUGAACUCAAUAUGAAGCUCACUGUUAGCCUUUUCCUCCGGGAACAGUGCACCGUCCUCACCAAGCCUGCUUCUUACGCUCCCUCCCUGGCUGGAAAGACCGUCAUCAUCACCGGCGCCAACACAGGGCUAGGAUACGAGGCUGCUCAGCAUCUGGCACGCUUGUGCCCUGGAAGGCUUAUCCUCGCGUGCCGAGAUCCGAAAAAGGGCAGGGAUGCGGCUGAAACGAUUGGUCGGGUUACUGGGUGUGGGAACGUACAGGCGUGGACGGUGGAUAUCGGUAGUAAUGCGAGUGUGAAAGCGUUUGCGGAGAGGUUUGAGAGGGAGACUGAGGGGAGACUUGAUAUUCUGAUCGAAAACGCGGGAGUCAAUGUGCCGAAGAUGGAACGUACUGUAGAUGGAUGGGAGAAGAACAUCGGUAUCAACCACCUUGGAACCGCCCACCUCGCCUUGCGCAUGCUCCCUUUCCUGCUUCAAGCAUCCCAGCCCCGGCUGGUGAUCCUCGCCAGCGACGUGCACUACUUUACCGCGGAUCCGGAAGGGUUGAACCAACCGGACGUUCUCCACCGGCUGAACUCUGAUAGGCAGACGAACAAAUUUGAGAGCUUUGAUGGUAUUCAGCGGUACGACGUCUCCAAGACCCUCAACGUCCUCUGGGGAGAGGAAUUGUCAAGGCACAUCCCCUCCUCUUCCUCCUUAACCGUCACCACUUUAAAUCCUGGCUUAUGCGUCUCCGCCCUCCUUCGGGACCAUUCAUUUACCCACCGACUCUGUGCCCGGGUUAUCGGUCGCUCUACUGGAGUGGGAAGCAGGACUAUCGUCCAUGCCGCAGUUGCACCUGAACUGCAGGGCAAGACAGGCGUGUUUCUCAGCAGCUGCAGGAUUACAGAACCCAGCGAUUUUGUUAUCAGCAAGGAGGGUCACGCGCAUUGCGACCCAGUAUCUCAAUUCAUAAGGUACCUCUGAUUCUCGUGUUCAUAGUUUGUCGAGGUGCGAGAAUUGGUAGCUGAGUUUCUUACACCUUCAAUUUCUUUCUCUUUCUCAUCCGUGCCUCCAGGCACGCCACGUUUCCCCGUGCACAUUCGUUGGUUUAUCUUCUUCCCCCAUGCUUUCC